AUGACUUUGUUGCCAGCACUGCUUCUCUGGUCAGCAGGUCUGGCUGAUAACGAUUGUACAUCCAAAAAUCGUUUUCUUUGCAGAUUAGAUUUACAAAAUGAGUGUAACAAUAUCCCUCCAAAUUGCUCACAAACCUGUACAGACAAAGACGUUGGAUUUCAAUGCGGAUGCAGGUCUGGAUAUGUCAUCGCGUCAGAUAAAGUCACGUGCAAUGAUCUUGACGAAUGCGCUUUGAAUAAGUGUAGCCAUAAUUCCAACGAAACGAGUCGAAAUUCACCAUAUGCUUGUGUAAAUACAGUUGGAAGCUACGAGUGUGGUUGUAAUGUGGGUUACAGACAAUCAGUAGACGGGUCCACUUGUGAGGAUGUUGAUGAAUGUUCAACUUCUGUCAGCAUAUGCGAACAUUCGUGUAACAACACUUCCGGAAGCUUCCUCUGUACGUGUCACCAUGGCUACGUCCUUGACACAGACGGGAAACGCUGUCUUGAUGUCAAUGAAUGCAAUAACCACAACGGGCACUGUCAACACAUGUGUGUCAAUUUAAAUUCUUCAUAUAACUGCGAUUGCUUUUCUGGAUUUAUUCUAAGUGAUGAUAAUACAUCUUGCAAUGAUAUUAACGAGUGUAUGACGAACACGCCUCUGUGUGAGCACAUCUGUACAAAUAAUAAGGGUUCGUACGAGUGUUCCUGCAAAAAUGGGUACGUUCUGCAACAGGAUAAUUAUUCCUGUGUGGAUUUUGAUGAAUGCAGUGAACAGUCAUAUCAAUGUAUGCAUUUCUGCCGCAACUUAAACGGAUCUUACGAGUUUUGUGUGGACAAAGCUUUUGGAUAUGAAUGCGUUUGUAGAGAUGGGUAUACGUUAGCAAAUGAAGGUUCAGUGUGUGUAGACGUGAAUGAGUGCCAGCUAGAAUUAUGUGAUCAGUUAUGUAAUAAUACUCCAGGUUCGUACAACUGUAGCUGUCUCUCGGGAUACCAUCUUGCCAUUGACAGACACAGUUGCCAAGAUAUUAACGAAUGUGAUUUAGGGGUAUGCAAUCAUACUUGCACAAACCACAACGGUAGUUUCACAUGCGCAUGUCAACCAGGGUUUCUUCUGGAAACAGACAAUACUACUUGCAAGGACUUCGACGAAUGCGAGGCGGAGCAAACACCCUGCGAACAAAACUGUAGUAACGCAGAAGGCACAUUUUCCUGUAGUUGCAAUCGUGGAUAUACACUAAUGUUGGAUAACAGAACAUGUGAAGCUAUCAACUUUUGUCUACAAAGUACAUGCCCCGGUCCGUGCAUAAACACAGAAGAAGGUUAUUUAUGUGGUUGCCAUGAGGGCUUUGAGAGUGUUCAAAGCCAGUGUAUCGAUGUAGAUGAAUGCACAAGAGGAAUCCACAAAUGCUCCCAGACUUGUCAGAACACGGAAGGCAGCUACAACUGCUCAUGCAUGCAAGGAUAUAAAACAUCAACAAACAAUACACAAGUCUGUGAAGAUAUCAAUGAAUGCGCUGAUGACCACCUACAUAUUUGUAGCCAAAUCUGUUUGAACACACAAGGCUCAUAUUCAUGCUCGUGCCAGAAUGGGUUUAUUCUAGACCAAAGAGACAACAAAUCUUGCACUGUAAUAAACGACUGUGACAAUGAUACAAAUACUUGUCAGCCCAGCUGUAACAACACUUCAGAUUCACUGUCCUGCUCAUGUCCUUCAGGAUAUGUCCUUCAAGCAGAUGGAUUGUCCUGUGUGGUGACAACCGAGCCACACGAAUGCCCAUGCAAUUGCCGCUCUUACAUGUUGCUGAAAGCAUUUUUGCCUGAACUAUUUGCUCAAGAAAUUAAAGGCAUUCAACGGAAUAUUAGUAUUGAUAAAGCUACAACAUCGUUAGCGUUACGUAAGAAAUCAAGCAUACAGAACAUCCAGACAUCAGCAAAAGCUGUUGGAGGAACCGGUGUAGUGAUUGUAACUAUAUUCUUUAGUGUGAUAGUUUGUUCAGAUGUGGUGAGCUUUGGUAGGUAUGUACUGUUCAAGUACAGAAGACGCCGUGGUAGAAGAUCCGUGAUCAAAAUAAAAACUUGA
Messenger RNA from Candidula unifasciata, 2061 nucleotides. Lineage: Eukaryota; Metazoa; Mollusca; Gastropoda; Stylommatophora; Geomitridae. The record is from the annotation of a GenBank genome assembly.